AAAAGUUUUGCCUCCUGAGGAACAUCAAUCCAAUUCGAUCUCCGAUCUGUUCAAUAAGCUGCGACACAAUAUUUAUAGAAUCGCGUGCGAGAGGGAUUUCAAACUGAGCGAGGUAAAGUAAGCCCAGGAGACGGACGAGGUGCUGCUGAGGAUCUCCAUGGAGACGGAGGACAAGACAAAAAUCAACUUGGAGACAGAGGAAACAAAAGAGAGGGACAAGGGGUCGCCGAGGGUUUCCAUGGAGAAGGAAGAGAAGCUCUUUCAUGACUACCGUCGCAAGUGGGAAAAGUCGUGGUCCAGCAAGUUUGGACGCUGUGGUCGAUUCGAAGACACAACGUUAUUGAGUCCUAUGCACUUCACAUACUGUGCACCGGGACGCAACCCAUAUGCUGCUUCUACUGGGAGAACCUUGCAGUUCUACUCCAUCAAAGUCGCGGAAAUAAAAAAGGCUCUUGGGUUGACAUGGCCGCUGGAUGUGUACGGUGUAGUUGCUGCCCGAGACAAUGUGGAUCGCAAUCGCAACAUUAUCUUCCUGCGUGGAAGGGAUGAUUGUCAAACGCUCACUCAAAAGGAUCCAUUUUUGCGCUUGACUGGUCCGUCUCGUGCAAUUGUGACUCGGGACCCUAUUCACUUGGAAAUCGAGCUAAAAGCGAAGGGAAGAACAAAGUCUGAAGAUAGAGUAUUGAUGACCGAUACCUGGUAUUACAGGGAUAAUUAUUGUGGGUUAUGUACCCUAUAUACCCCUCUUGUCACUAACCUUUGCACGAUAGUGUUAAGCUCUGAGGAACUUGAAGAAUCGGUCCAGGCCACUAUUGUUGGUGUCCGUAUUGUUGAAGGUAGUUUACCUGCAAAAAAAAAAGAUAGUUCGCCUCCUUUUAAAUAUGGAUGUAGAGUUGUCUGCUCCUCAACACCUCUGAAUGGUAUAUUGCCUGAUUCUCAACAUAUUACUGAGCCCUCAUUUCGGCAAGUUGUGCUUCAAGAUGGAGCAAUGUCCGUGUGCAAAGAUGGUUAUCUUGAUUUGGCAAGGCAUGUCGUUUCUGUUGAAUUAGGCAGACGGCUCAAAGUUAUUGUUUAUGCUUACUCACGAUCUGGGGAUAUAGCUCCCCGCGGUCAUAUAUUCUUUGAUGCCCAAAAGAGCAAGUAAGUCAUGGUUUAUGUUA
Lolium rigidum is the source of this 1160-nucleotide messenger RNA. RefSeq lists its product as uncharacterized. The coding region runs from base 158 to 1144 and encodes 328 amino acids. The record is from RefSeq and is a predicted model, not a curated record. NCBI's taxonomy places the organism in Eukaryota, Viridiplantae, Streptophyta, Magnoliopsida, Poales, Poaceae. The transcript is spliced from 3 exons.